GAAUUGUUCAGGCGUUUGCUAAGAUUGACAAACGUCUCAUAGAAACUUGUGGUGGGUUCUCAAAAAAUCUCAAAGAUAAUGUGAGACCUGCUUGUGUUGGAUGUCUGAACGAGUUGCCAUUUGAAUCCUUAGUUUUCAUCCUACUGGAACCGUUCCAGUAAAUCCUCGUCUUGUGGAAUACAUCUGCAAGAGUACGUGACUUUGCGGAGUGGCCUCGUCCCAUUUUCGUCCCAUUUUCGUCCCAUUUGAAAGAUCCCUUAGAGUUGCUGGGAGUACUACAUCUUCCUUACUAUAUUCUCUCCCCCCACCUUGACCUGAAAUAGGCAUGGUGUCUGGUAGCUAGUUUUUUUCCAGGUGCUGGUCGUCAACUUGGCUGCGCAUGGUAUCGUACCAAACUGUGGAACCGUAGUGUGGUUAGUGGACUGAAAAUAAUUAUGAAUACCUAUCCCAUCCAAUCUCUCUCGAUCGUCGCCUUAAUUUCCGAGGACGAGGUGUCAUGGCUGACGACGACGUGAAGUUUAGCGAAUUGAAGUCCUUGAUUCUAUGUGUGAAUUUAGAAGCGUAGGUAGCAAAGGCAAACACGCUUUGCUUUAAUUAUAGAAACUAGAUCUGCAUCUGUCAGCGGAUGGUGUGCCCCUGAAAGUCUAAAGGGUAUGGCCCUUUCACAAGAUCUACAGAGAUGUCUGAUGUGUGAGUCUAAGAUGUUCAUGAAUCGUGUGGCCGUUGCCCUCACGGUGCACGGAGAUAACUUUUCUAUCGGCAUGUGCCGAUUGUUUGCAAUAGAGUUUUGCGAGAGCAAGUGUUCCAGGCUGAGAUCCGUGAUUUUGUCGACGUACUUUUCGAUCAGAAAACAGACAGGUACGCGUUUGUGACGAAGUUCGCCCCUUCAGUGAUGUUGAGAAGAAAGAGAGUUGGUCGAGAUUAGUUCACGCAGAGUGUUGCAUGUGAGAACCGGUAAAGCAGGAGUGAUGGUGAGCAAGGCCAAGCAACAGCUGCAGCAGCUCUCGGAGCUGCACUGGGCUGUGAGGUGCAACGAUGAAGGGGCGUUAAGAUAUCUUCUGAGGCAAGACAGGAACCUCGUGAAUGCUGCGGACUAUGACAAACGCACUCCGUUGCACAUCGCUGCUACACAUGAUUGCGUGUCUGUGGCCAAAGUCCUGAUUGCAGAAGGAGCAGCGGUGAAUGUCAUGGAUAGGUGGGGCAACUCGCCUAGAGGGGAGGCUGAGAGUGCAGGGUACUUGGAGAUGGUGAAGCUGCUUAAUGAUUGUGGGGCUGAAGCGCACGCCUUGAGUCCGCGAUACCACUCAGAAAGCUUGAUCCAGGUCGCCCCUCCCUUGCCAUCAAAUCUCGACUGGGAGAUUGAUCCGCGUGAAAUUGACAUGGACUCCAGCGAGCUUGUAGGCAAAGGAUCAUUCGGUGAAAUUCGGAAGGCGUUCUGGCGGGGCACUCCCGUGGCGGUGAAGACCAUCAGGCCUUCUCUUUCUAAUGACCAGAUGGUCGUGAAGGAUUUCCAACACGAGGUGCAACUGCUCGUCAUGGUCCGGCACCCUAACAUUGUUCAGUUCCUCGGCGCUGUCACGCGGCAGAAGCCACUCAUGCUGGUCACCGAGUACCUCGCAGGGGGCGAUCUCCACCAGUUGUUGAAGAAGAAGGAGAAUCUCACCCCCGACCGCAUUGUGAAAUACGCCCUCGACAUCGCGCGAGGGAUGUCCUACUUGCACAACAGGACCAACCCCAUUAUCCACCGCGACCUCAAGCCGAGGAACAUCAUCUUGACAGAAGACAAGGAGCUGAAGGUCGGGGACUUCGGAUUGAGCAAGCUGAUCAACGUGGAGCGCAUGCACGAUGUGUACAAAAUGACGGGGGAGACGGGGAGCUACAGGUACAUGGCGCCCGAGGUCUUCGAGCACAAGGUUUACGACAACUCCGUUGACGUGUUCUCCUUUGCAAUGAUGUUAUACGAGAUGUUCGAAGGGUUAGCUCCUUUCGACGAUAAGGAAGCGUAUGAGGCUGCAACACUAAUAGCCACAGAUGAAUGCCGGCCACCUAUGCGAGUAACCACGUAUCCUCCAGGUAUGGUGGACCUGAUCAGGAAGUGUUGGUCCUCGUACCAGCCCAGCCGGCCGCCGUUUGACAAAAUCGUCCAGCAGCUUGAAAGAAUGCUGGAGGAAAUCACGCUAGUGCCCAAGGACAGGCGCCACCUUCGCGACAUUCUGCACAUUCCACGACGCCCGUCGCAAUCUCAAGCGUAUAAUUUAUAACCUAUCCAUGGAGCUGUCCAGCCAAUUCUCGCCGCCGCGUAUUUGUGAUCUUCGUCGUCAAGCGUGUGCUCCCCACUCACAGCUCAAGUGAUUGGACAACUUCCUGCCUCGGAUCCAUGAUGAUGCAACUGCUCCUGCACUGAAUCACUGCCGAUGCUUCCCACAACAUCAUGGACCGCCGGAUCUCCUGUUUCAAGCCUGCGGUGCAUGGCUUUGCAGACCCCACAUCGCCGAGUGUCUAUAUCGAUGGCUGUUUUGUGGCAUUUUCGCCAUUAUCUUAACAAUCUUACAAUACCGAUGUGAAGUGUAACAUAAAAACUCCGGCUCUUCACUGUUGUCUGUGCUGCGGCUGCUGCUGCGUGAUGUUCGCUUUGGUGUGUGCAACAAAUGUGUUGGGCAAACAUUUGUUGACCUCAAGCCCUAAAAGCUUAAACCCUAAACCUGGUCCCAAACGGUAAAGCUUGAGGAGCUUCAAAGUUCCCAGACAACGCCAACAUCGUUUUUGUGUUGGUUUUGACCAUCUGCAUGUUUGUGGGCAUUUCUAAGGUUUUGAUGAGCUUCAGAUUAGUUUUUUGAUGGGUUCUUUUUGUGAAUCUUUGUUUCAUCCCAGAAGCCACUUGUAGGUGGGUGGGUGUGUGGUUUUAAAAUGUACUUUUGAAUGUUGUUUAUAAGGUCACAGUUGUUGAAGGUGUAA
Physcomitrium patens is the source of this 2955-nucleotide messenger RNA. RefSeq names its product serine/threonine-protein kinase VIK. Gene Ontology annotation, molecular function: protein binding; protein serine/threonine kinase activity; ATP binding. The record is from RefSeq and is a predicted model, not a curated record. Lineage: Eukaryota; Viridiplantae; Streptophyta; Bryopsida; Funariales; Funariaceae. Gene Ontology annotation, biological process: protein phosphorylation.